This is a messenger RNA of Guillardia theta CCMP2712, 600 nucleotides long. RefSeq lists its product as hypothetical. The transcript has 6 exons. The record is from RefSeq and is a predicted model, not a curated record. The coding region runs from base 1 to 600 and encodes 199 amino acids. NCBI's taxonomy places the organism in Eukaryota, Cryptophyceae, Pyrenomonadales, Geminigeraceae.
AUGAGGCAGCACAGGAAGGGAUUGGCGGAGCAGCUCAAGGACCCGGGCGACAAGAGCCCGGGGGAGGGCCGUGGCGCGGUGGAGAAGAUGAUGACGCUGCAUUCGGAGCCCGCCAUGAGUUUGCCGAAGAAACAGUUCUACAGGCUAGGAGGAGCGAACCGGACAGCUAUGUCUCGCAAGAAGAUGUCUCUCAAUCAUGAACGAGAGGGGGCGAUGUCCCAGUCAGACCCGCUCUACAAGCCCAGGUUCGCUGCGAGGCACGAGCAUGCCAAGUCAGCCACGUCGACCUCCUGGCCGCAGAUCGAGGUCAUGAAGGUGGAGGGGGACGUGGUAGGGAUCCCGGGCAACACCAGCCUGCAGCGGUAUUCCAGCAUGGUGGAGGACGGGAAGAGAAAGCAGAUUAUCAUAGCGAUCCAUGAGAACAAGAGUGCCAGCAAGCCCUCUCUGCAGUCCAGGGGCUCGGUCGACUCGGAGACAGCGCUGAUUCGAAGCGGAAUGAAUAUUGUUUCGAAGCAGCUCGCUGAGAUAAGGGAAAGCCUUGCAGAGUCACGGCGAGCACACAACACCUUCAACGAUGUAUCAAAGUUUUCAUAUGAGUGA